AUGGGUGUGGUAGAUGUUCCGCCAUCCGGACGUUGGACCUGGAACGACGAAACACAAACCCUGGAUUUCACGUGUAUAGGCCUUUCCGUGGAAGUAAAAGAGAACCGAAAAAAGACAAGUGCGUCUAUUCUUAACAAGCUUGCAAGCAAGGGUCCGAAGGGACAUGCCACCCCAUCAGUCAGGAAGAGAGAGGCUCUUGAGCGUGUGAAUGCUGUGAAGUCUGUUGGGGAUGCCAUAAGGGACUCUGUCACCCUUGAUGAUGUUAAACAGGUGGCUCUGUCUUUGGUGCAAGAGAAUGAGGCAUUACGUAAACCUCUGGGCUUUCUGUCUGUGAUCAAGAGCCGUGAGCUGGAUGCGUUCCUGGUUUCUCUCUUGCUUUACCUGUCCUGUUACUUUGAGAAGAAAGCACUUGAGAAAAGUCCCAAGCCCCUCGUGGUUGAGCAGAGUCUUAUGGAGAAAAGGGAGAUGGAAAUGAUGAGUGCCAAAGUAGAACUGGCCCUGAAACAGCUGGCCUUCUGUUACUCCAGUCUGGUACUGAGUCUGGGUCUGGUCCAGCGGCAACACAUGGCACCUGGCAGGAACCGGGCGUAUUCGACUCACAAAGAGAGGCAAUUGCAUGAGUGUCUGUACAGCUUUUUCUGCAAUGUGGCUUGGAUAACGUUUGAGAGGCGGGACCUAAAGGACAUCCGAGCUGAGAUUGGCCGCUUGCUCCACUCAGACACCUUUAACCCUGCCUUAAGAACUCAGUUGGAGAUUUUAGAUGCAGAACAGGUCCUGAACAGCUCCAAAGAUGGAAGCCAGUCUGAACCCCGGAAGCACGGUCGAAACCCCCUAGACAAAAGGGAUCUCUGGCAGCGUCUGGCGUUGAGUAAGAUCCUAACCCUGCGAUCUCCUGUUAUGGUGUCUCUUCUCCCUAAUCCGUGGGAGGAGGCUCCCCAUCUGUUUCACAAGUCCUGUCCCCAAAAGCAGCCCUUGACCAAACUUUGUGACACACGAGCUGUAAUGGAGGAACUAAGCCAGCAGCUAGCUUCUGUCAGGUUUGGUAUAUUAGGGAAGCCCCUGAGUCAAUUCAACUCUACUUUAAUGCCCCUGGGGACUAAGAGUGAGGAUGAGGAAGAUGAUGACGAUUAUGAUGACAGAGAUGACGAAGAGCUUGGGAUACGUAUUAAAAGCAGCAAGACUUCUCUCCUGGGUCGCGGUUCCAUGACGGCAGCAACAGACAAACACAGUGGUCCCAGCCGUGCCAACACCACAUUCUCCAGAGCCACAACCGAGGCCAUGUCAUCAGACACGGAGUGACUUUUAUGUGCGUGUGUGUGUGUGUGUGUGAGUGCGAGUGCGUGCGUGCGUGUGUGUGUGUGUGUGUGUGUGUGUGUGUGUGUGUGUGUGAGUGCGAGUGUGAUGGCAGAUGGAUGGCAGCUACUUUACUAACAUAAUUUCUUUUUAUAUUUUAUGUCUGAUUGUUGUUAUAUUGUUUGCUUUUGCUUCUUUGUUUCUGUCU
This is a messenger RNA of Chanos chanos (milkfish), 1501 nucleotides long. RefSeq names its product protein phosphatase 1 regulatory subunit 36 (gene ppp1r36). The record is from RefSeq and is a predicted model, not a curated record. Gene Ontology annotation, biological process: negative regulation of phosphatase activity. Lineage: Eukaryota; Metazoa; Chordata; Actinopteri; Gonorynchiformes; Chanidae. Gene Ontology annotation, molecular function: phosphatase binding. The transcript is spliced from 11 exons. Bases 1 to 1299 code for a protein of 432 amino acids.